CUUUAGCACUUUUUCCUCUUAAUACAUACAACUUCUAUCUCUUCUUUGCCUGGCUGAGCCUUUUUCUUCUAAAGUCCAUAAACAUGGCUCUUAAGAAAGGAACAAAACAUGCCGCUACUCAAACGGCGGCCCUCAAACAAAUCCUCAAAAAGUGUUCAAGUUUUGGAAGGAAGAAUACUGGUCAUGAUCACGACAAUAGCCUUCCACAUGAUGUCCCAAAAGGCCAUUUUGCAGUAUAUGUUGGCCAAAAUAGGACCAGAUACAUCAUCCCCAUUUCUUGCUUGGAACACCCGGAAUUCCAGAGCUUGUUACAACGAGCUGAAGAAGAGUUUGGCUUCAACCAUGAGAUGGGCCUCACCAUUCCUUGUGAUGAAGAAGUUUUUUGCUCUCUAUUUUCCAUGAUGAGAUAAUUAAGGUAGCUGAUGAUGCAAGAUGGAGUUUCUUGUCGUAUGUAGAGGUGGAUUAAGGUUUACUAUAACAUGGAUGAUGGGCACCACCGGUUACUUAAGCUGAGUAGUUUAGUGCAUGGGAUAUCCAUCAUCUGACCACGUGGAAACUAAUUGUCUGGUUUUUUUUCAUUAGUGGAGAUCUGUAUAUACACGAAUUUGGAAAUUGGAAAUUUCUCUUGUUUGUUAUAGUCUAAGAGACAGCAGAGCGGAGAUUUCCAGAUUUCCGUUUUUUUCCCCUCUUCAUAUGUAUACGAACUAUGAA
Coffea eugenioides is the source of this 711-nucleotide messenger RNA. Its product is annotated as auxin-responsive protein SAUR50-like. The transcript has a single exon. Gene Ontology annotation, biological process: response to auxin. The coding region runs from base 84 to 410 and encodes 108 amino acids. Lineage: Eukaryota; Viridiplantae; Streptophyta; Magnoliopsida; Gentianales; Rubiaceae. The record is from RefSeq and is a predicted model, not a curated record.